Molecule: messenger RNA, 901 nt
Organism: Leptopilina heterotoma
Lineage: Eukaryota; Metazoa; Arthropoda; Insecta; Hymenoptera; Figitidae
Exons: 6
Coding region: 317-802 (161 amino acids)
Source: RefSeq, a predicted model, not a curated record
AGUAGAUACAGAGAAUAUUGAUUUUUAUACGAAAACACAGCUGUCGGAUGAAGAGGAACGUCCUCCGCCCGAACCCCCUCCUGAGUUUUCUAGUGGUUCCCUUCUAAACGCACAUCAUACAGGUUUACAACAGCAAAACCAUUCUGAAAUAAAUGAGAGGAGAAAUAGUGACCCUAAUUCAGAAGCGAUAACUCAAGGCCCUCAAGUAGAAUAAGUAGAUGAAUCAGAAAAUGGAAAGGAUCUGCAGUCAGGAUCCACUAAGUCGAUUGGCUCUGCUAAUUCUGAACAGUUGUCUAAAGCGGAAAAGACACAGGUUAUGAGAAGAUUAGAUAGGGUGGAAUUUGCGAUACAUACGCGGGACGGCAACAAUGAAAAUAAUCAUCGCAACGUGAAUGUUUCCUUUCUAUGCAAAGAUAAGGAAAUGAAGCAUUUUCCUAUGAAAACUUUGAAAGUUUUCGAUUGGAACGAACAGAAACUUGUAAAUGAUAUCUUCAAAGAAAAAGUUAAAAAUGCUUUGAAAAAGAAUGGAAAAUUCAGCACUAUUAGCAUUACAAUAUCUCAGAUGUUAGAAUGUUUGAUGACAUAUGAAUUGGGCUUAAAAUUCUCGUUUAAGGGUCGAAAACCAAAUGUGAAGAAAGCUUUCAUCACCACUCGCUUAUAUAACGUAGUGUUUAAUGCUGCUAAUGAGCUCUACGGAGCUGAAGUGACAGUGGCUUUAGUGAACAGCUCUAUGUCAUCAUGGCUAAUUUAUUGCAAAACAAGACUAAAACGUCAAGAAUGGUUAGCAUUUCUUUACUAUUAAAUAUUUAAUUUUUGAAUUUUCAAAAAAAAUUUAAAUUCUAGUAAUUUUUAAAAAUGAUUUAAUCUCUGCACAAUACGUUUUUAACAAGUUAUGCAUAAG